Molecule: messenger RNA, 384 nt
Organism: Colletotrichum lupini
Lineage: Eukaryota; Fungi; Ascomycota; Sordariomycetes; Glomerellales; Glomerellaceae
Exons: 4
Coding region: 1-384 (127 amino acids)
Source: RefSeq, a predicted model, not a curated record
AUGGAGGGUUGUGGUGAUUAUCAAGAAGGUCCGAAAACCGGCGAUUUUAGCCAUGAUCGUCACCCCAACAACCCGACGCGGUUUCCUUUGAGCCAAUGGUCUCGACUUUUCCGCGACUUUUCGCGGUGGGAGGCAGCAGUCGCAAAGUGGGGUGGCAUCAGUGGAGGGGAACGGGAAGGAAGGAGCUUCGGAAGAGCAGCAAAAACAGCUGAGGAAAAGGCGAUUUGCGGGGUUGUCUCAGCCAACCAGGAGACGUCCAAUUCAAUUCUCCUCACGGAAGCCGUAAAGGACAACUGCAGUCUAUGGGAAAGAACAGACAACAGACGCAAUGGGAGUUCCUUCCUGAACCACACAGCCCCGCUUGGUCGCAUAAAUGGGGGAUAA